AUGCUCAGCCCAACCAAGCGUUUUUUAGGGCUCUCUUUACGUCUUCACUGGUGUUCUGUUCCUGUUCGGCUACACCUGCAUUCAGGACGAAGUGAACCCCGAUUCCAAGUGGGCAGAAAUUUAUCGAGCUAUAACUCAAGAACCGCUCAAAUGGAUGGGAGCGGACAAGACAGCGGCGACAAGGCCGGCCCCAAGCCUCUCCUCCCCUCUGAGGCAAGUUCAUUGAUCGUAGCUGAGCUCAUUGGUGAGCCUGCGCCGGAAACGGACGGCUUUUACUUCCAACAGACAAUGCUCCGUAUUAAAGAUCCAAGACAGUCGCUACCCUUUUACACGAAGGUGCUCGGCAUGAGAUUGUUGAAGCAAAUGGACUUUUCGGCAGGUAAAUUUUCGUUGUACUUCAUGGGCUACAAGAGAGCAGAUGAGAUUCCGAAAGGCGAAAGAGAGAGGAACCAUUUUGCACUUUCUACCCUGGCUACCAUUGAGCUGACUCAUAAUUGGGGAACUGAAAACCAGCCUGACUUCAGCUAUCACAAUGGCAACAAGGAGCCAAAAGGAUUUGGCCACAUUGGAAUCGUUGUGCCGGACGUCGAGAAGGCUUGUGAACGUUUCGAGAAAAUGGGCGUUAAGUUCGUGAAGAAGCCACAGGAUGGAACAAUGAAAGGCCUUGCAUUUAUACAAGAUCCUGAUGGAUACUGGAUUGAGAUCUUUAAUCCGAGUAACGUUUGUUGA
Messenger RNA from Cooperia oncophora, 729 nucleotides. The record is from the annotation of a GenBank genome assembly. Lineage: Eukaryota; Metazoa; Nematoda; Chromadorea; Rhabditida; Trichostrongylidae.